AUGCCGACACGCGUAAUCCAGGACAAAGGCGCAGAGACCAGAACCCAUCGCGAGCGCAAAGAAGCAUACACGGCUUCUCUCGAAGGCGAAGUAGUUCAGCUCCGUGCGAAUGAAGCCAGACUUUUGCAGGAAACGAAGACUUUGUAUUCUGAAGUCGCAUUCCUGAAGAAACUACUGGUAGAGAAUGGAAUUGCGAUACCUCAGAGAAUACAAAUGGCAUAUGGCGGGGAAGGAGGGGGAGGAGAUUUAGAGGGUGAGAGAAGGAUCGCGCUGUCGGUCGGCCAAGAGAACAAGAAGAAGAACCGACGGAAACAGAUCUACGUACAGCAUAUGCCUAGAGAGCCAUUGCCUGGCUCGCUACAGCUCAUUACUCCGCCGUCGUCUGGCUCAGCAGCAUUAACGUACACAUCUGCUGCUUCGCCUGAUAGUUCUACGACAUAUAUGGGUAACCUCAACCCAGAGAUUGUUGGGAUGGACUUUGUCUUGACUCUUGAAUCUCCCUGCUUACCUCAUAUCGAUAUCGCCUCACCUGAUAGUAGCAACUCGGAUACGGAUCCUCCUGCUUCGACCGGCCACGCCCUCACUGUCUCAGCAUGCCUCUUCCAUCAUCAUCCUUCGCCAUCCGGACAACGUCAAUUCUCACCUGCGAUUUGGGAAGUUCCUCAAGCCAGUAUAGACCAGCUGUUAGCAUUGUCUGCUUCUGUCCCAUUGCAAGACAGUGAAGUCACGCCCGUACAAGCGUGGGAUUAUAUCCGGAGACAGGAACAGUUCGCGGGACUGGAAGCAGCAAGAUGGGAGAGGUUGAAGGAGAAACUAGUAGGAUCUGUGCGAUGCUAUGGUUUUGGAGGUGUGAUUGAAAAGGACGCCUUUGAGAAUGCAGUGUUUGAGGCUUUUGUUGUGGGGAGGGUGUUUUGA
Molecule: messenger RNA, 915 nt
Organism: Alternaria atra
Lineage: Eukaryota; Fungi; Ascomycota; Dothideomycetes; Pleosporales; Pleosporaceae
Exons: 4
Coding region: 1-915 (304 amino acids)
Cellular component (GO): RNA polymerase II transcription regulator complex
Molecular function (GO): transcription cis-regulatory region binding; DNA-binding transcription activator activity, RNA polymerase II-specific
Source: RefSeq, a predicted model, not a curated record